AUGUACAUAGGUCUUCCCAGAGCAGCGUUUGCAUAUACGUACGUACUUGUUUGCUUGAGAGAGCAUGGUGAAUUUUUGAAAGGGACCGGAGGAAUCAAUGACCUUUCUCCAUUGGUCUCAGGCGUAUAUCAACCCCAGUCUACGGCUCUACUGCUCUUCCACGUUAACCCCCACCACGCCUGCCGGCGCCCUGCUGGCGCUCUUCCAGCCUAUUUCGCACAACAAUUGAAGCAUUGCCUUGGCAUGACUUCAGCCACCGAAACUAACACGGACCGAAAAUCUCUCUGGCAAAAGAUCGCGGACAACCUCAACUUUUAUCGAGUCCAUCUGCUAUUUUUCACAUUCACACCUCUUAUCUUCUCUGUCAUCUUCUACUUGAGCAAUGGCCGAUAUCAUAUCAGCUAUAUCGACUCGUUGUUCAACUGCGUCAGCGCCAUGACAGUCUGUGGAUUGGCUACAAUAAACCUCAGCUCGUUGACCGGCUUUCAGCAAGCCUUAUUGUUUAUACAAAUGAGUCUGGGCAAUCCGGUUAUUGUCUCAUGGGUGAUGGUUCUUAUUCGGAAAUACUUUUUCGCGAAGAGAUUCGAGCACAUUGUCCAGGCAAUUGCGGCGGAAAAGGCGGCGAAGAUGGUGGAACGUGCUGGAAAGGAUAACAAACCAUGGCCGCGUCGGAUAAAGGCUUUCUUCACAGGAAAAAGUGUCAAUGUUGUCGAUGAGGAGCUGGCACGUACGGAGUCGCCGAAGAGCCACGGCAGCGUUAUUCGCAAGUUGAGGCCAGACAUGAUCCGGCGUAUGGACGACGCCCCGAAAUUGAUUAACCCCAGCGGCUGGGUAACGGAAGGCCGACCCCCUUCGCUGAAGCAGAAGAUGUCUUUUGUCCAUCCUCGUCUAGAAAUCAAAACAGAAGAACCUGUUGCGAAGUCGAUAUCCAACCCUGCUCCCCAUCUGCCUGCCCCUCCUGCCCCUCGAGUGCGGAGGAGCGUAUCUGCCGACUUCACAACCCGCCGGAGAGGCCGACGUUUGUCAGACCCUGGGCACCCAUCGAGGCCAUCAUCCCCUGUAAUGACUGCCAAAAUGCAUCGUUUCGAUACUGUCGCUGAGUUGACUCCUACCAGCAGUCCCAACGGCUCCCCGAAACGGUUCCCUCGUACCCAAACCGUGGAAUUUGCUCCUGCCCCAAGACGAAGAGAUCGAGUUCAACCUCGCGGCAUUCCGGAGCAUAGUCCACUUACCGAGGAACCUCAGCAACUUCUUUCUCCUCCGACGGAAAUCCGCUCCAUUCGCAGUCGCCGUCCGUCAGUUGGCCCACAGAUGUCUGCGCGGACGCCUAGCCACUAUAGUGGUUAUCCAGAAAGGAGAAGCAUGCACCGCGGCUACGGUGGUUUUCCGAUGCCAUGGGCUAUCCUCAAAUCGCUGUUCGGAAAAUUAUUCCCCAAAGCCCAGCAGAAGCUCGUUCGUACCAUAACAAUUCCUGCGACCGUGUCGAUUACACCCAACGCUGUCGGCGCCGAUGGCGACAAGAAACGUGUACCCUAUAUAUCUUUCGACGCCACUGUUGGCCGAAAUUCAACGUUCUAUCUCCUGACAAGCGACCAGCUGGACGAGAUCGGCGGUGUGGAAUACAAAGCACUGAAUCUACUUCUGUGGAUUGUUGCCGUCUACCAUGUCUUAAUCCAGCUUAUAUCUUUCGUCAUUUUGGCUCCUAUCUUUUCUGCUCGGAAAUACGCGGACGUCUUCACAGAGGAACAAGUUCGCCCUUUAAACAGUGUUUGGUUCUCGGCCUUUCAAGUCGUUUCUUCCUAUACCAACACCGGAAUGUCCUUGGUCGACCAGUCAAUGGUUCCCUUUCAAGAUGCUAGAGGUGCCGUUCUUGUCAUGAUCUUUCUGAUCUUGGCUGGCAAUACGUCUUUCCCAAUUUUCCUACGCUUUUCGAUUUGGAUUUUCAGCAAGGUUGUCAGAGGGAAUAAAUCGCACUUACUUGAAACUCUCCAGUUCUUGCUGGACCAUCCACGUCGAUGCUUCACACAUCUCUUUCCUUCCCAUCAAACGUGGUUUCUCCUUACUGUAGUGCUUGGACUAACAUUGAUCGACUGGUUCUUUUUCCUCAUUCUGGACCUCAACAACCCCGCCUUCGCAAGCAUUCCUACCAACAUUCGUGUCCUGGACGGUUUCAUGCAAGCUAUCGCUGUGAGAGCUGCUGGUUUCGGAAUUGUGUCUCUUUCAAGCCUCGCACCUGCUGUGAAAGUACUUUUUGUCAUCAUGAUGUACAUCAGUGUUUAUCCUAUUGCCAUGAGCGUUCGUUCUACGAACGUCUACGAGGAACAAUCUUUGGGUGUCUUCCCCAAGGAUCUCGAAGAUGAUGAGGACUUCGUGCCCCACGGUUCCCGAAUGACAGUUUGGAGUCGUUAUCUGGCUAUGCAUGCGCGAAAACAGCUGGCUUUCGAUAUGUGGUGGAUAGCAUUAUCUUUAUUUGUUAUUUGUAUUAUCGAGGAGAACAACCUUACCAACCCGCAAUUCUUGUCGUGGUUCAAUAUCUUUAACAUUAUCUUUGAGCUAGUUUCUGCGUACGGAACUGUUGGACUGAGUCUGGGCAUUCCUGGGCAAAACUAUUCGCUCUCCGGGGCCUUGCAUCCUUUAUCGAAGCUCAUCAUUUGCCUUGUCAUGCUUCGAGGCCGCCACCGUGGUUUGCCUAACGCUAUAGACCGGGCUAUCAUGCUUCCAACCGAGUUGGAGAAAAAGGACGAGGCUAUCGCUGAUGCCCGCAGCCAAUUUUCUGCCGGUGGAGCAGAAACGCUCAACAACCAACCGUUCAGAUAUUCAGAAACGAUGAACAGCCUCCACCCGUCGGAGUUACGGCAAAGGUCGCGUCGUUUUUCUCGAAGUUAUGGAGACGAGGAGGCGAAUUUCUUUUCUGGGAAUGGAAUCAAGUCAGAGAUCAGCCCAGACGACCUUCGGGCACCCCUUCACGACAGCAAAUCUCAAUAA
Molecule: messenger RNA, 2985 nt
Organism: Cyclocybe aegerita
Lineage: Eukaryota; Fungi; Basidiomycota; Agaricomycetes; Agaricales; Hemipholiotaceae
Source: the annotation of a GenBank genome assembly